AUGUCCGAGACGGCUCGUGCUAGCACCAGCUCGCACACUUCACAUCCCAACGCUUCGCCCAAGAAACCUUCCCCGACAGCGUCCCAACUAGAGCAGGGCGAUGUCAACGAUGAGAAAAUCUCCGAGUCCCCAGCGACGCCAGCACAUACAGCCACCACAAAGCAGGAAGAUCCGAACCUCGUGACGUGGGCUACUGACGAUCCUGAAAACCCCUUCAACUGGUCCCGCGGUCGCAAGAUCAUGCUACUCUUCGUAGUCACCUCUUGCGCUUUCUGCGUCACCUGCACAUCCUCUAUCAUUUCCAACGCCUACCAAGGCAUCCAGGACGAGUUCCACAUCUCUCGCGUUGUCGCCAUCCUCGGUCUCUCGCUUUUCGUCAUCGGCCUCGGAAUCGGUCCUAUGCUCCUCGGCCCCUUGUCCGAGUUCUACGGUCGUCGUCCCGUCUACCUCGUCUCGUACACCGCAUUCACCCUGCUCGGUCUGCCGGUUAGCUUCGCCAACAACCUCGCCGUGUUCCUCAUCUUUCGCUUCCUCACCGGCUUCUGCGGAAGCGCUUUCCUCAGCGUCGCAGGUGGAAGCGUGUCGGACAUCUUUCUGGCGAGCGACAUCUUCGUCCCCAUGGCGAUCUACACCAACGGGCCCUUUCUUGGACCGGUUUUCGGUCCGCUACUAAGUGGAUUCGAGAACCAGAACACGACCUGGAGAUGGACGUUCUGGUUGAUAAAUAUCUGGUCUGCGGUUAUGCUUGCCAUCCUUGUGUUGUUCGGGCCGGAAACGUACGCCCCCGCGCUGCUGACGAAGAGAGCGAAGCGACUCCGAAGGGAAACAGGCAACGCAGAGCUGUACGCCGAACACGAGAAGGUUGUAGCGGAGAAGUCGAUGAUCCGAACGAUCGUGACAUCGACGACGAGACCGUUCGAGCUGCUGGUGAAGGAAGUCAUGCUUUUGUUGCUGUGUCUGUGGUCGGCACUAUUGCUGGGGAUCCUGUACCUGUUCUUCGUCGCGUUCCCCAUCGUGUUCGAAGCGCAUGGGUUCAAUUUGCAGGAGAUCGGCCUGUCGUUCCUCGGUAUUGGGAUUGGGAUGAUCCUCGCAGUGCUAUCGAUGCCCUUCUGGGCACGACACUACACCCGGCUCGUCGCGGAAAAGGGAAACGGAGUUGCCGAACCGGAGUUCCGUCUCCCCGUCGCCAUGGUCGGGGCGGUCCUCCUGCCCAUCGGAAUGUUCUGGUUCGCAUUCACCACCUACCCCUCGAUCCACUGGAUCGUACCCAUCCUCGCCACCGUCGUGUUCGGCUAUGCGAUCAGCUGCAUCUUCACCUCGGUGUUCACCUACACCACGCACGCGUACCGACCGGUGGCGGCGAGCGCCAUGGCUGCCAACAGCUUUUGCAGGAGCUCGUUUGCUGCCGCUUUCCCACUGUUUGCAAAGGCGAUGUACGAUAGGAUGACGACACCGGGUGCAACAGCGUUGUUGGCAGCGUUGAAUGUGCUGAUGGUGCCGGUACCGUUCGUAUUCUACAAGUAUGGAAAGAGGAUCCGUGCCAAGAGCCAGUUUACUUUUACAUGA
This is a messenger RNA of Pseudozyma hubeiensis SY62, 1566 nucleotides long. Its product is annotated as multidrug transporter. Gene Ontology annotation, cellular component: membrane. Lineage: Eukaryota; Fungi; Basidiomycota; Ustilaginomycetes; Ustilaginales; Ustilaginaceae. The coding region runs from base 1 to 1566 and encodes 521 amino acids. The transcript has a single exon. Gene Ontology annotation, molecular function: transmembrane transporter activity. The record is from RefSeq and is a predicted model, not a curated record. Gene Ontology annotation, biological process: transmembrane transport.